AUGUUAUCCACGUGGACUGAUAUAUCAAAUUUGAAAAAGCCAUUAAAAUUCAAUGAAUUUUCAGUUAAUUUCAACACUGAUUUGUAUAAUGCAAAGCCACUACCAAAUGAUAUUCAGAAAAAACUAGAUAACAGAUGGAACGAAUUACUUGAUGAUGAUAAGCCAGGACGUAUCUUAUAUAAUGAAUCGAAAUUUCGGUUGCAUUCUGUUGAUUGGAAAACAAAUGAAGAUGAUGAUUCAAAACAACUUAUUCUUAAUCUAGGGUUAACUGAUUACAAAUCAUUUAUUUGUACUCAACAACAAAUUUUACCUGAUGAAAUUCGUCAGCAUAUAGAAGAGGAUCAUUUAUCACAUCCACUUGGCGUUGGCUGUCUUCUGAUUACAUCUGAUAGUUAUUUUGUCUUUGUUAAGCGAAGUUCUGCUUGCAUUGACUCGCCACAUAUGUAUGAUAUACCAGGCGGCCAUGCUGAACCAAGGAAUUUAAAAACAAAUUCAAAGGAAGAUAUCAUCGAAGAAAUAAUUUCAUCGACAAUAGCUGAAUGUGUUGAUGAAACCAAUGUCGAUAGGAAUAGUCUUCUUGUUGAUUCAUUUUUCUUCGUUAUUGCUGUCGUACGUAAUCAAACUCAAUACGGUCGACCGUCGAUUGAAUUCUGUCUCAGAACAUCGAUGACAUCAAACGAAUUACAGCAACGUUACGAUCUUCAAACACACAUUGAAGCGAAUGAAACGAGCGAAUUAAAAUUCUGGCCGAUAAAUAAAAUAUCUGAUCUUUUAAAUUCUUCUCAAACACUUCUUUCGAUUACACCAGCUUGCCAUUAUAAUCAAUGGCUAUUCACUGUUGAACAAUUAAAAGAAUUACGUACAAAAGCAAAUAAUGAUUAUAUUAGAAAAAGUAAUUCUACAAAUUGUUUAACAGUUGAUGAAGAAGCUAUGGUUUUACGUUAUUAUGAAUUACAACUGAAAGAUUUUUGUGAAAAAUUCGAACCACCGAUGACUAAAAUGGCUAUUGCUGUUUGUAUGCAAUAUUUCAAAAGAUUCUAUUUAAAUAAUUCUGUUAUGGAUUAUCAUCCAAAAGAUAUAUAUCUAAUAUGUGUCUAUUUAACAUGUAAAACAGAAGAAUUACGAAUAUCAAUAACAGAUUUUGUUGCCAAUAUUAAAAAUGAUCCUGAUCUUGAUAUAAUAGGAGAUAUUCUUUUAUCGUAUGAAUUAUUACUUAUUGAGAAACUCAAAUUUCAACUUGUUAUACAUACUGCAUAUAGACCAUUUGAAGGACUUGUGAUUGAUUUGAAGACUCAUUAUUUACGUGACAAUGUCAAUGAUGCUGAUCGAUUACGUUUAACUGGUUAUAAAUUUCUCGAUGACACAUUAUUAACCGAUGUCUAUUUUCUUUUUCCACCAUCACAAAUUGCCUUGACAGCCCUUUUAUUUGCUUCAGUAAAAGCAACGGUACAAAUAGAUGAAUACAUUCUUAAGCACAUAUAUGGAUCAUUAGAAUCAGUUCAAAUGCAAAAUAUUAAAGAAACAAUUCGAUUGAUUGCAAAUGCUGUUAGAGAAAAAGUUAAGUAUAAGAAAGGUGAAGUCAAACAAGCAGUCGAAAAAUUAGAUAAAUGUUAUAAUAUCCUUAAUGAUCCACGUUCAGAAGAAUAUAAAAAGAAACGCUUCGAACAAUUUCAAAGCAUAACUGAUUAUGAAGCAAAACAUUUGCCUUGA
Molecule: messenger RNA, 1710 nt
Organism: Rotaria socialis
Lineage: Eukaryota; Metazoa; Rotifera; Eurotatoria; Philodinida; Philodinidae
Source: the annotation of a GenBank genome assembly